Formica exsecta is the source of this 542-nucleotide messenger RNA. RefSeq lists its product as uncharacterized. Lineage: Eukaryota; Metazoa; Arthropoda; Insecta; Hymenoptera; Formicidae. The transcript is spliced from 3 exons. The record is from RefSeq and is a predicted model, not a curated record. The coding region runs from base 50 to 421 and encodes 123 amino acids.
AAUUUUCGUUAAAAAAACUUUAAGUAAACUUCGAAACGUUCUUGCGGUGAUGAAGCCUUACAUAGAAUGGUUACAAUAUAGAACACAACAACUACUUGUAAGUUCCGAGGCAAAUGCAGCAACGGAUGACAGUGAAAUAAGCUCAGUUUGCGACGACGGUCGCUCAGAAACGUCAACUGAUGCGAAUGCGACACGAGGAGACGUACAUCCGAUCUCUUAUGGAACGAAUUGGAUGCCACCGCCAAAUUUUUCUAUGUUCAAGGAAGCGCAGCGAAAAAUAUCUUUGAAAUCCUUUCACACAGUAACGGGCGUGAACGACGUUCAGGAUUCCGACAAAUUCGCGGCCAAGCAAUUCCGACAUCGGCGUGGGUGUCACACAGUAAUACCGAGUAAUUCCAGUGAGCAAUCGAGUGGAUGUUGAAGGGACUAGUCAGUGUUAGUCGAAUCUCGUUAUCGAACGCGCGCCUUCCGUUAAUCGAGUAACGCUAAUACGCGAAAAAAUUUGCACGAAGGCGACAUGUCAAUUUCGUAGAUGAUACUUA